AUGGAAAUCGAGCAAGGCAUACGUCAACGACGAACUGGCGGCAAGCUGCGAACAGACGGCAAGGAAGUGGACGACCGGUCUAACAAGGGGGUGAAACAGAGAUUUGAGGUAAAGAAGAAGUCAUUGUUAAGUGAUACUUUACAGAAGACACUUACUGGAAUGAAAUUUGCGAUAGAUAGAAAUAAUAAAGAUGAAAAACAAUACUUGGAGAAGGUCAGACAACUCUUUAGUUCGUUGAGGAAAACCAACAGCACAUUUGGUCUACGGUGUUCCCUUGACCAUAAACUCCGCUGGUCAAGUAAUCGUGGUGUCAAUGAAAAUAGACCUCGAGUUAGCACCAGAUGCUUCGGUCUGAUUAGAGACGAAGACGAAACUACUCAGCAUUCCAUGGAUUCACCGUGCGGGUGCCGGGUCCAUCGCGUUGCAGGGAGAGGAGCUUCAACAGUGCCUGGGACUUGCGACCCAAGUAAAGUCAAGGGAUUCGCGGAUGAAAUACACGAAAUGUGGCAGGAACAAGGCACUGAGAUUUAUUGGGAGCAAACUUCAUUUGCCCCAGUGAGGAUCAAUACAAAAAGAUGA
This is a messenger RNA of Danaus chrysippus (African queen), 579 nucleotides long. The record is from the annotation of a GenBank genome assembly. Lineage: Eukaryota; Metazoa; Arthropoda; Insecta; Lepidoptera; Nymphalidae.